AUGGCGAGGUCGCCGGAAAGCGUUGUCCGGUUCCUCGGCAUUGUAUGCCUUCUAUUCUCCCUAUCUGCGGCCGCUGCCCCGGCCCGCCGGCAUCACAAGGCCAACGCAUCAGGAGUGACCUACGAUGGCCGAUCUUUCAUGAUCAAUGGAAGGAGAGAGCUUUUCUUCUCCGGCUCCAUCCAUUACCCACGUAGCACUCCUGAGAUGUGGCCGCAUCUCAUCCAGAAGGCGAAGCUCGGUGGGCUAAAUGUGAUCCAAACUUAUGUGUUCUGGAACAUCCAUGAACCUGUGCAAGGCCAAUAUAAUUUCACGGGGAGGUAUGACUUGGUGAGAUUCAUAAAGCUGAUCCACAAGCACAAAAUGUAUGUGACCCUUAGACUUGGUCCCUUCAUUCAAGCAGAAUGGAAUUAUGGAGGCUUCCCAUACUGGAUGAAAGAGGUCCCUGGUGUUGUCUUUCGAACAGACAAUGAACCCUUCAAGUACCAUAUGCAAAAUUUUGUAACAAAAAUAAUGGAAAUGAUGAAGAGUGAGAAGCUAUUUUUCCCUCAAGGAGGCCCCAUUAUCCUAGGACAGAUCGAGAAUGAAUACAACAUGGUGGAAGCAGCAUACAGAGAAGGUGGGCUCACAUAUGUUCAGUGGGCAGCCAAUUUGGCUCUUGGGUUCAAUGCUGGAAUACCAUGGGUGAUGUGCAAGCAAAAGGAUGCUCCCGGUCCAGUGAUCAAUGCAUGCAAUGGAAGGAACUGUGGAGAUACUUUCACAGGCCCCAACAGUCCAACCAAGCCUAGCGUCUGGACUGAGAACUGGACUGCUCAGUACAGAGUAUUUGGUGAUCCACCAUCUCAAAGAUCGGCUGAGGACAUCGCAUACUCUGUUGCACGCUUCUUCUCAAAGAAUGGCACACUUGUAAACUACUACAUGUACCAUGGAGGAACCAAUUUUGGAAGAGAAGGUGCAUCGUAUGUGAUGACUCGGUACUACGACGAAGCUCCUCUCGAUGAAUAUGGUCUGCUUAAGGAGCCUAAGUAUGGACACCUGAGGGACCUACAUCAAGCAUUGAAAUUGAGCAGGAAAGGUUUGCUUUGGGGGGUUCCCUCAGUCCAACCCUUGGGUGAAUGGUAUGAGGCGAGGUUGUACGAGUCCCCUGAGAGCAAUGUCUGUGUUGCUUUCUUAACCAACACCAACCCAAGAGUAGAUGGGACAGUGAACUUUAGAGGCACAGACUACUUCCUGCCUCACCGUUCGAUCAGUAUCCUUCCAGAUUGUAAGACCGUAGUCUUCAACACUCAGAUGGUGAAUGCUCAACAUAAUGCAAGGACAUUCCGUACGGAGGACGUAACCCGCAAGAAUGACAAAUGGCAAAUGUUCCAAGAACGCAUACCAAAAUUCCUUAAGAAGGGUAUCGUUGCAUCAAGGCCCUUGGAUCUUUAUAACAUGACCAAAGACAUCACAGAUUAUAUGUGGUAUACUACCAGGUUUAGAUUGGAGGAUGUGGAUUUGCCCAUGCGUCCUGACAUCCGCCCUGUUCUCUUAGUGUCAAGCCUUGGCCAUGCAAUGCAUGCCUUUGUCAAUGGCAUUUACAUAGGAUCUGGCCACGGUGCGAAACUCGAGAAGAGUUUUGUCUUCCAGAAGCCCAUGGAUCUGAAACAAGGAGUAAACCACAUUUCCAUCUUGGGCAUGACAGUUGGAUUUCCGGAUAAUGGAGCAUACUUGGAACACAGACUUGCAGGAGUUCAUACUGCUGCCAUCCAAGGUCUCAACACCGGGACUUUGGAUCUAUCGCCCAAUAAGUGGGGGCAUGAGGUUGGAAUGAAAGGGGAGAAGUUAGGCAUCUACACUGAGGAGGGAUCCAAGAAGGUUAAGUGGACGGAGGCUAAGAGUGGCCAGCCAGUGACAUGGUACAAGAGAUACUUUGAUAUGCCAAGUGGGAAUGAUCCGGUUGCUCUAGAUAUGACUGGAAUGGGGAAAGGCCUUGCAUGGGUCAAUGGAAACUGCAUCGGUCGUUACUGGGUAUCCUACCUCAGUCCCCUUGGAAAGCCUUCUCAGUCAGUGUACCACGUCCCACGCGGAUGGUUGAAGCCAAAAGACAACCUCUUGGUCAUCUUUGAGGAGAGUGGAGGGAAUCCAGAGGGCUUGCUGGUUGUGACUGUGAAGAGGGACAACAUCUGCACUGUUGUCACCGACUUGCAUCCCCCUACUAUUGAGUCAUUUUCGAGGGAGGACAGUGAGAUCAAGAACCUAGUCCAAGAUGGUAAGCCAAGUGCUCACUUGACGUGUGAUAAGAAGAAGGUCAUCCGCUCCAUUGCCUUUGCUAGCUUUGGGAACCCCACAGGCGCGUGUGGCAACUUCACAGUGGGAACCUGCCACUCUCCACAGACCGCAAGCAUUGUUGAGAAGGCCUGCUUGGGGAAGAAUUCCUGUGUGUUACCAGUCUCAGCCCAAGAAUAUGGUGCAGACCCAGCUUGUCCUGGAACAACGAACACUCUUGCAGUUCAAGCUAAAUGUGCUCGGCAGAAGAAAGAAGACAAGGAUUGAUUCGCUAUUUCUUAUAAUACUUUAGUUCAGGAAUGUUGUAAUGAGACGUAACAUUGAAAGAGGCUGAAUGUGAUGGUGCAAAAUCUCGUCUGGAACGUUAUACUACAAUAAUAGGUGAAUGUAUCUGCUCAUUGGUGACAAUUUUCCCUUCUUUUCGUUUCAAGAGUCUCCUAAUAUAUUUUUUUAACGUUUGAAAUGGAUUGGAUUGGAAAGCGCUAGCAAUCCAUA
Molecule: messenger RNA, 2760 nt
Organism: Elaeis guineensis (African oil palm)
Lineage: Eukaryota; Viridiplantae; Streptophyta; Magnoliopsida; Arecales; Arecaceae
Product: beta-galactosidase 11
Biological process (GO): carbohydrate metabolic process
Molecular function (GO): hydrolase activity, hydrolyzing O-glycosyl compounds; carbohydrate binding
Source: RefSeq, a predicted model, not a curated record